AGGAGGAGCAUCAGGCAGAAGCAGAGGGAGAAGUAGGCUUCCUGCUGAGCCUGGAACCCAAACUGGGGCUCGAUUCUAGGACCCCGGGAUCAUGCCCCGGGGAAGGCAGAUGCCCAACCACCUGAGUCACCCAGGAGCACCUGAAAACAGCUUUCUAUUGCAGCAUCUGCUCAAUUGGCAUGGAGACCGGCUGGGGCCCAGAGGGAUAUGGAAGAGGAAUAAACUGAGGGAGAGCUUUUUUUAGGGAAGUUUUCUGGGGGACAAGGCAUUCAGCAUCCUGAAGUUUCAUGCACUCUAGCCCCAGUAGGAUACGAAGAGUGCUUUUCCACACCGGCGAGUCUAACUUCUGCAGAUGUUCGGGAAAGCUCAGCCAACUCCCGCCAACGUUUGAAGGGGAACCCACCCCGGCUCACAAGCAAACGCUGAGAUUCGAGAGACUGGGACCUCGCACAUGCGCUUUGGGCACCCUUGGCCGCCGGCCCUUUGUGCGCAGGCGCAGCGACGCGGCUUUGUGAGGUGCCGGAGCGCACUUGUGUUUGGCUUCGUUGCUUGGUUACGGUUGGCAAACCGCGGAGUUUCGCUAGUGUGAUGUAGUGGCGAGGCGGGUUUGGCUUAUCUCUGGCGCUAGUGUUGGGCUCUAGAGGUGGUGAAAAGCCGAGGGGAAGGUGAAGUGUUUGUGAAGCCUCCAGGCUUUGCGAUGGAGAAGUUUUUUAGCUUCCAGGAUAAGAAGGGCGGGUCGUCCCUUCCAGUCACCAGCUCGCUGAGGGACGGCUCGGGCAUCCCGUGUGGGAAGAGAAUUGGAACCAGCAGCUCCGGGUGGGGGUACAACAUCCGAGACAAAGAUCUCAAAAAGAUCCACAAAGUUGCCAUCAUGGGCAACGUAAGGAAACUGCAGAAGGUUCUCAUUUUCGGGAAACACGGCGUGAACGAAAGAGACAAGAUGAACAGGACUGCUCUCCAUUUGGCCUGUGCCAGUGGCCAUCCAGAUGUCGUUGCUCUCCUAGUGGAGAGGAAAUGCCAGCUUAACUUCUUUGAUGGAGAUUACAGGACUGCUCUGAUGAAGGCUGUACAAUGCCAGAACGAGAGAUGUGUGACUAUUCUUCUAGAACAUGGUGCUGAUCCAAAUCUUGUGGACAUUGCUGGCAAUACUGCUCUCCACUAUGCCACCGUUGGUUCAAAUACAUCAAUAGCAGAGAAGCUGCUUUUACACCAUGCAAAUAUUGAAGCGAGAAACAAGGAUGAAUUCACACCAUUUUUACUCGCUGUAAGUAAGAACAAACAGCAAAUGGUGGAAUUUUUAAUACAAAAAGAAGCAAAUGUACAUGCAGUUGAUAAGUCGCAAAGAACAGCCCUCAUGCUUGCUGUACAUCAUGAUUCUGCAGAUCUAGUCAGGGUUCUUCUUCAGCAAGGUAUUGAUAUCUCUUCUGAAGAUGCGAAUGGAUGGACUGCAGAAGAAUAUUCUAUUUUUAGUGGUCUUAAAGUCAGUCGCCAACUAAUUGCUGAACAUAGAGAAGAAAAACUUAACAAUUAUUUGCAAAAUAAGAAUCCAGUGGCGGAUAAGAUUUCUGAAGAGGAGUCUUUAAGCAGUAUUUCCAUUAAACCUGGUACUGAUGAUUCAUGGCUUACAUCAGAUGCUGAAGACUUAAAUUUUGGUAUCCAGAGUAUUUCUGAGAGUCUUCCAAAGAAAGACGUUAAACGUUUAUCUGGAGCUGCGGAUCAGAAGGGACCACGUAUAUUAAAUGAAGAAGUAGAAGAUUUGCCAGGAGAACGAGACUUAGAAAGGACAUCAGAGGAAGAGCAAAAAAGACUUGAUGAAAGGGACAAUAAGCACUUACAGGAUAAAGUUAUUUUACAAACAUGUAUCCUGGCAGAAAAGACAUCUGAAAAUCAAACCAAGCAAAUUAAUGUUCCACUUUUGCAUCUGCAAAAAAAGUCUCGAGAACCAGAGAUGAAUAAGAACUGUGAUAGAGAGGCUCGUGUAGCUGUAUAUUCAGAACAUCCUCCUGUGCAAAAGCAUGAGGAACUCUGGAUCAAACAAGGCAAAUUAGAGUGGAAAAACAAUUUAAAACUCAUCACCAGUGAGUUAAAGCGGAAGUUUGGUAAAACUUGUCAAAGACACAAAAUUCCUCCUUAUCCUAAGGAAGAGUCACUACAUGGUAACUUUAAAGAAGGAGCAAACGUAAUGGAAAUACCUUCUAACUUGACAAAUGACAGACUCGAUUGUGAGAAAAGGGAUACAUUUGCAGUGCCUGUCCCUCUAGUAUUUCAGGCAUCUGCUGAACAAAAAACGUCUAGUCUCAAAUAUGCUUGGCAGUCAUCUUCUGAUUUUACUUUAAGUGAAAAUAAAUCGGACUGUGAAAAUGGUCACAAACCAGACACUGAGCAUGUUUUUAACAAAAAUAAGAGUUUUAAAAGUGAUACAGAAAAUAAAAAAGUAAGGAACCCACUCGCUAUGUUUGAAGUGAAAGAAGACCAAGAGCUUGACAUGCCAAUGGCAAAAAGUAUGAACCAAAGUAGCACUAAUUCUAAAUUAGAGAUGGGACAUAUACCUCAGUCUAGUCAUUCGGAAAGCCUUUGUGACAAAAGGUUUUCCAGCUCCAAUGAGGUGAGACAGAUGGCUCAAAUAAAAAGGCACAAUAGUUCUGCUGUUACAGACACUUACAAGAAGACAAAAGACUUGUUCCGGAAGCCAUUCUGUGCAGAUAAUGACAGUACUAAUAACUAUAGAAGUAUGGAACCCGAAGUAGAAAAUGAGAGUUCUUCUCCACCAUGUAGUUACGGAACAUCAGAAGUAUAUCUAAAAGAAGAAAUACAGCAAGAUGUUCAAAAGGUUAAGAACGAGAUAGGCAUGUUACAGAUAGACUUCCUGGAUUUGGAAAAAGAGAAAGUUCAACUUCAAAAAGAGAUUAAUGAAAAGAAGAGACAGCAAAGUAAUGGGAUGGCAGUAUUCGAAAACGUGUGUGUUGUCGCUGCUGCUGCUGCUGGACUAAUUCCACAAAGAGAGAGUGGAAAAACUGAAAACCACCUCUUUCCUUUUGGGAAAAAGGAAGAUUCUGAUGGUGAUCCUGGUUUGCAUAUGAAGGAAGUAAGGAAAGAUGAAAAUGAAAAAUGGACAUCAAAAGUAUCUGUGAUUACGCCAGGGCUUGAGAAGGCCGAUUCCCUAACUUCGUGUCCACUACAAGUGAAUGAUGAGAGCACUUCAGGUGAAAUGGAUCAGGAUGAAGGAAGACCUGCAAAGAAAACAUCUCAUGAAAAGAAAGAGGUCAAAAAGCAAAUGAAUUUUAUGGAUGACCUUGACUUAACUGAGUCAUCUGGAACAGCUUCAGAGGGUUCCAAGUUGCCUUGCUCUAAUUAUAUGAGUUGCGUGUCGCUACCUGCACAAGUUGGCAAGGAUUGUAAAGAUUCUGCUACUUUACUAAAAAUCCAGGAUGUGAUUCUUUCGUAUAAAAGAUUAGUAGAACAACUUAAAAGAAAAAAUAAAAAAAUGGAAAAUAAGGUUAAUGGACUACAAAAGGAGCUAUCAGAAACAAAAGAAUUGAAAUCGCAGUUGGAGCAUCAAAAAGUGAAGUGGGAACAAGAACUUGGCCGUUUGAGAUUUACCUUAAAACGUGAAAAAGAAAAAAGAAGAAAUGCUGAUAUAUUAUAUGAAAAAAUGAGGGAGCAAUUCAGAGAAAAAGAAGAGCAGUAUAAUAAAGAAAUCGAAAUGAAACAACAACUUGAACUUUCUCUUGGAACACUAGAUGUGGAAUUGAGGACUGUAAGAAAUAAUUUGGAUCAGGUUGUAGAAGAGCGAAAUGAUGCUAAGUUACAACUUUCUCAAGAACAGAAUGCCAGAGUAUUACAAGAUGGAAUCCUAAAGAAUCACCUUUGCAAACAAACAGAGAUGGAAGUGGCUAAUAACAGAAUGAAUUCUGGGAUUUCUAAUAGUCAUGAAAAAGAAGAAGAUCUGUUGCCUAAAACCCACAUGUGGCAGGAUGAAAUUGCCAUGCUAAGACUGGAUCGAGACACAAUAAACAAUAAGAACCAGGACAUGGAAAAGAAAUAUUGUGAAGGCAUUGAAAUUAUAAAAGAAAAGAAUGUCAGUCUUCAAGAGAUCAUAAAACUGAAGGUGGAAACAUUAACAAAAACAAUAUUAGAAUAUAGUGGACAGAUUAAUGCUCUGACCACUGAGAAUACAAUGCUAAAGUCUAAACUGGAGAAUGAAAAGCAAAACAAAGACAGACUGGACAGAAAAGUUGAAUCUUACCGAGCUAGACUUGCUACUGCUAUAGAGGAUUAUGAUCAAAGUCAGGCAUCAAAAAGAGACCUAGAACUUGCUUUCCAGAGAGCAGAAGAUGAAUGGUUUCGUCUGCAGGACAAACUGAAGUUUGAUGUGUCUAACCUAAAAGAAAACAAUGAGCUUCUUUCUCAAAACCUUUCUAAAGCUGAAAGUAAAUUCAAUACUCUAGAAAUUGAGCUCCAUCACACAAGAGAUGCUCUCAGGGAAAAGACUUUGGUUUUAGAAUGUGUACAAAGAGACCUAAGUCAAACACAGUGUCAGAAGAAGGAAAUGGAACACAUGUAUCAAAAUGAACGGUUCUUAGAGGAGAGAUUAUCUCAACUACAAAGUGAAAAUGUGUUGCUUCAACAGCAACUAGAUGAUGCUCACAACAAAGCUGCCAGUAAAGAAAAUGUCGUAAUUAAUAUCCAAGACCAGUUUCAGGAUAUCAUAAAAAAACUUCAAGCUGAAAGUGAAAAACAAGAUCUUUCUCUGGAAGAAAGAAAAAAAGAGUUAAUCAAUGAAUGUAAUCUUUUAAAAGAAAGAAUGUAUCAGUAUGAAAAGGAGAAAGUAGAAAGAGAAUUGCAAGAAGCACAAGAUCGACAUGCAGAGGCUGUAAGAUGUAUUGAAACGUUGAAAGAUCACGUGCAAAAGCUUGAAGUUGAAAAUGACAAGUUAAAAGUUACAGUCAAAAAACAAGCGGGCAAAAUUGAAGAACUUCAGGAAAACCUGUUAAGUACAAGUUCGGUUGAUGAUCUUACAGCAAAACUGGAAAGUGCAUCUUCAAAAUGUCUAUACCUGGAUGCAAAAAACCAGCUUCUUACCCAGGAGUUAUCAUCUAUGAAGGAAAUGCAGAAGAAAUAUGAAAAACUAGAGAAGAAUAAAAAGAAGUUGAAACAACAAGUAGUACACCUCAGAAGUCAUUUAGAACUCAGUAUGGUAGAAUACAGUAAAAUAGAACAAUAUAAAUGGGAGCUUGAAGAAAGAAUAAGAUUGGACAUACAAUUAAAAGAAGCCAGUCUGUUUUUACAGACACAAGUAGCAUCUCAAGAAAGGUUAGGACAGUUAAGAGAAACUAAUAAUGCUUCAAUAAGAAGUCAAAUGGAACUCCGAAUUAAAGAAUUGGAAUUUGAACUAUCCAGAAUGAAAAGUUCUCGAGAUUUUUAUAAAACAGAAUUGGAAAAACACAAGCAACUCUACGUAGAAGAAUUAAAAGUUCAAACGUCAUUGACAAAUGAACUGAGCAAGACUAAUGAGAAGCUGGCAGAGAGCAGUACCAGACUUCUGGUGGAGAAACAGCAAAAACAGUCUUUGAUUAAUACUAUUACUAUGAGGCCUGUCCUAGACUUGCCUUCUGUUAGAAAUAUUAAUAAUAGUUCACUGCUCAAUAGAAAUGUUGCUCCAAGAGAAAACCUAGUGAUUCUUACCCCACGCUCACGGCCUACAAAUAAUGGCAUUGAGACUUUCUUGACCAAGAUGCAGCGGGAGAUGGAAAGGAAUAUAACUAGAGAACUAGAAGAAGCUGCUGCUGAAUUUGAAUCAGACUCAUUGUAUAAGACCUCCUCUUUAGAAUCUACUUGUGAACCACAUGUAAAGUACGAUCCACUAGAGAAAUCGUCAAAAGAAUUUUUACAGAUUUUGAAGAAAAAGUACAUGCUCUGAAAGAUCAAUAAUAAUUCAUUUACUGGAUGUUUGUAUAACAUCUUAAUUGUGUCCUACUAAACGUAUGAUGUGUGAAAAUCUUUAUUAAAGGAAACGGGUUUGGAUCA
This is a messenger RNA of Zalophus californianus (California sea lion), 6027 nucleotides long. RefSeq names its product ankyrin repeat domain-containing protein 26-like. NCBI's taxonomy places the organism in Eukaryota, Metazoa, Chordata, Mammalia, Carnivora, Otariidae. The record is from RefSeq and is a predicted model, not a curated record. Gene Ontology annotation, molecular function: protein binding.